This is a messenger RNA of Chelonus insularis, 2913 nucleotides long. Its product is annotated as laminin subunit alpha-1-like. Bases 1 to 2913 code for a protein of 970 amino acids. NCBI's taxonomy places the organism in Eukaryota, Metazoa, Arthropoda, Insecta, Hymenoptera, Braconidae. Gene Ontology annotation, biological process: tissue development; animal organ morphogenesis. The record is from RefSeq and is a predicted model, not a curated record. The transcript has 12 exons. Gene Ontology annotation, cellular component: basement membrane.
AUGCCCCGCGGAGAAAGAACCGAAAAUAUUAUUGUAAAAGCUGCAAACUCUCCAAGACCAGCUGCGUGGGUGUUGGAGAGGUCUGUCGAUGGUGAAGAAUUUCGACCAUGGCAAUAUUAUGCUCCAAGUGAUGAGGAGUGUUGGUCGAGGUACUCGAUUCCGCCUGUCACAAAGCCAAUUUUCAAUUUCGAUGACGAGGUCAUUUGUACAAGUAUGUACUCUAGACCAACUCCAGUGGAAAACGGAGAGAUCCACACACAUUUGCUGAAUGGUCGACCAGGUGCACAAAAUCACAGUGAAACCCUGCAAGAAUUUACUCAAGCGAGAUAUGUUCAAUUAAGGUUUCAAGGUCUUCAUCGUAGUGGUGGAGCAAUCGCUGAUAAACGACGGGCAUUUUAUUCCAUAAAAGAAAUCAGCAUCGGUGGCCGUUGUUUGUGUUCAGGUCAUGCUUCUCGGUGUCGAUACAGCGUUCGCCAUGGGCAUCAAGAGUGUGAAUGUGAACGACACACUUGUGGCGAAAGAUGCGAGAAAUGUUGUUCGAUGUACAACCAAGUGGCUUGGAAACCUGGAACAGCUGGUCGAGGCUUUCAUUGUGAGAAAUGCAAUUGCCAUGGACAUGCAAAUGCAUGUAGAUACGAUCCAGAGAUUGCUGAAAGACGAAUGUCUCUUGACAUCAGGGGGAAAUACCGUGGGGGUGGUGUUUGUAUAAAUUGCUCGGACCAUACAACGGGAAUCAACUGUGAGAAAUGUCAAGUUGGUUACUACAGGCCCAAUGGUGUUUCACCUGAUGAUCCUCAUCCUUGUAUACCAUGUGAUCAUUGCAAUAUUGGCGGCAGCACAGGUUUCUGCAUUCCAGAUGAUACCUACCCAGGAAAGGUAGCAGGUGCUUGCGACUGUAAAGUUGGCUUCUCAGGUUACAAGUGUGACCAAUGUGCAGCAGGUUAUCGGCAAUUUCCUGACUGCAUGCCAUGUCCAUGUGAUUCACGAGGAAUUUUACCUUCUCACGAUUGUGAAGGUGAUUGUCUUUGCAAAGCGAACGUUGGUGGCGAAUUUUGUGAUCGAUGUAAGUCAGGAUUCUUUGCAUUGACUCGCGAUAAUCUUGAAGGAUGUCUACCAUGUGACUGCUUUGGUGUCACCGAUCAAUGUACCGCUGCAAAGCUUGUUUAUGAAUCUAUUUCUACAUUAAGUGACUGGCGUGUGACAGACAUCAAUGCAUCGAGACCAGUAGUUCCAACUGUUGAUCCUGACAACGGAUGGUUAACCCUUGCGGCUUACGAAGUCGAAUAUCAAAGUCCAUUUUGGCUUGCUCCGAAAAUGUAUUCUGGUAAUCGAUUGUCGUCUUAUGGUAGCAACUUGAACUAUUCUACAAGCUGGAUUGUUAUGAGAGGUGACACAAGUGGUAAACCAACUAUUGAACCUAACGUCAUUCUUGUGGGUAAAAAUGGAAUGAGAAUUGCGUAUGGUGAAGAACAGUAUAAUGGGCAAGAAGCAGAAAUAUCUGUUCCACUUCAAGAACAAGGUUGGUACCACGUUCACGAAGAAAUCCAUGACAUUUAUACAAGACGUAGGAGAACAGAAUACAAAGGAGAUCCAGUCACCCGAUCGCAAAUGCUCAAAGUUUUGGCAGAUGUUGAACACUUGAUGCUAAGAGCUCAGUACCAUUCAGAACAAGUGGAAGCAAGUCUUUUAUCUGUCAUGUUACCGAUUGGAGAACGUGCAGAAGACGGUAAUGAAAGUCGUGUAGAACAUUGCAAGUGCCCAGAAGGAUAUGCAGGUUUAUCUUGUGAGAAUUGUGCAUGGGGGUAUGUUAAAGUCAUCGUCAAUGGUACUGACCACCAGGAUCAUCAUAUUUGUGUUAAAUGCGACUGUAACGGUCAUGCUGGAUCCUGCGAUCUCGUCAUGGGAGAAUGCAUCGCUUGUGAACAUCACACCACUGGACCAAAAUGUGACCGCUGUGCUGUUGGUUACUACGGAGACGCAACUCAAGGAACUCCAGAAGAUUGCAAACGAUGUGCUUGUCCUCUCUUUGAACCAUCGAAUCAAUUUAGUCCCAGUUGUCGAGCAGAUGACCCUAAAAACCCUAACGGUAACUACGUUUGUAUUCAAUGUCCUGAGGGAUACAUUGGAGACCAUUGUGAAAGAUGUGAUGUCGGCUAUUUUGGCGAUCCAACAAAGCUUGGCGGAAGCUGUAAACUUUGUCCUUGUAACGGCGGAACGUGUGACCGAGAAACUGGUCGCUGUUUGGAAUGUCUUGGUAAUACAGAGGGUUGGAAAUGCGAUAAAUGUAAAGAGGCUCAUUAUGGUGAUCCUUUGAGGCAAAAUUGUUUACCCUGCAAUUGUAACAUUCAAGGCAGCAGUUCGGGUUUAUGCGAUCCAAUAAGUGGCCAGUGUCCAUGUUUACCGCUCUUCAGUGGUCGUGAUUGUUCUCGAUGCAUUGAAGGUUACGGAAAUGUCAGUGUAGGUUGCAGAGAGUGUGAUUGCGACGUGGGAGCUGUCAGCAGCGACUGUGAUCCUAUCACCGGAAGCUGUGAGUGCAUGCCAGGAGUCGAUGGAGAUCGAUGUGACCGGUGUGAUGUGGAUCAUUACGGGCUCUCAAUGAAUGGCUGUAUCGAGACUAUGUGUUUUGAUUUUAAUUUCGAUCUAGCAGAUCCAAUGUCAGUUCCAUACCUGAUGGUAGGAAUAUACCCAACAGAUUUCUUUAUCAACCCUAGAUUUAUACCAGGUGAUUCAUAUCAUGGUGAAGAACUUGAAAAACUUUUAAGUCCAACAGUUGGGGAUAAUUUAGAUUCAUUAAAAAGAUUAUUAAACAUCAAAUUCCGUUUUACGUUCCACCAAAGUCUGUUGAUGUUAGAAGAUACCCAGUGUAUAUGCAUGAGAAUGUAUUUGUUGGUUUUCUCACGAUCCAAAUUUUGA